AAUAACGUCUCUUAAAAACGAAUUGAAGUUCGAAUUUCGAAAAUUGUGAAGUGUUUAAGUUGUGCACUUUUUAGAGGAACAAGUGUAUUUUACUACGAUGUCUCAGCAACAAACUAAAAAUAGUAUAACACUAAAAGGAUCUGCCCAAAUUAUUUGCGAAUAUCUAAGGUUUGCUAUCAAUUCAGUUUUGUUCCAAAGAGGUCUGUACCCACCGGAGUCAUUCAAAGCAGAACAAGAGUAUGGUUUAACAUUACUUAUAUCUGAGGAUCCACUUAUCAAAGGCUUUAUUUCAGACAUCUUGAGAAAGAGCGAAGAAUGGAUUCUCAAAAAGGAGGUUAAAAAGCUUUCACUUGUUAUAAUAAAUGUUUCAAAUAAAGAAGUACUUGAAUGUUGGGAUUUCAAUGUUCAGUACGAGGAGGGGGAUGUUGUUUUAUCUAAAGAGAAAAAUGAGAAAGUAAGCAGCAAGGAUUUAAAGAAAAUUCAGCUUGAAAUAAGAGAUGUUAUGUUACAAGUGGCGGCAACUAUAUCUUAUUUACCGCUGUUGGACUGUAGGUGUUCAUUUGAUAUUUAUGUUCAUGCCAACCCUGAAUGUAAUAUACCUGAGAAAUGGAUGGAAGCUGCCCCUAUCUCUAUAACUAAUGCUCAGAAUGUGCAACUCAAAUCAUUCUCAACUAAUCUUCACAAGAUGGAUACUGUUGUCACUUAUAAACUAAUGGAUUAAAUUAAGA
Papilio machaon (common yellow swallowtail) is the source of this 728-nucleotide messenger RNA. It is a transcript of the gene mad2, whose product is annotated as mitotic spindle assembly checkpoint protein MAD2A. Gene Ontology annotation, biological process: mitotic spindle assembly checkpoint signaling. The record is from RefSeq and is a predicted model, not a curated record. Gene Ontology annotation, cellular component: kinetochore; nucleoplasm; cytoplasm. The coding region runs from base 98 to 721 and encodes 207 amino acids. The transcript is spliced from 3 exons. NCBI's taxonomy places the organism in Eukaryota, Metazoa, Arthropoda, Insecta, Lepidoptera, Papilionidae.